CAUAAUAAUGAGUAGGGCUGCAGGAGAGACAUGGACUACAUAAUCAUCUUCAUAUUAUUGUCCAUUCUUACAUGGCUUUAUUUCUUUACGCGCGAAUCGGGCCGUCAAAAGUCGGGUGUCGCCACCCGACUGCCGCCCGGCCCGUACCCGCUUCCAAUCAUUGGAAACAUCUUGGAACUCGGAGACAAACCACACCACUCGCUUGCUUCACUAUCCAAAACUUAUGGACCUUUGAUGUCCUUAAAGCUCGGUAGCACCACCAUGAUUGUUGUUUCGUCAUGUGAAAUCGCUCAAGAGUUCUUUUCAAAACAUGAUAUUUCUUUCUCGAGUAGAUCUGUCCCAUGCGCUAUUAGGGUAAUCGACAACCAUAACACGUCCAUGGUUUGGCUGCCUGUUGGGGACCAGUGGCGACGGUUAAGACGAAUAUGCAAAGAACACUUGUUUUCGGUUCGUCAACUUGAUGCAAGCCGGUUUCUACGCAAGCGAAAGGUCCAGGAACUCCUGGACUUUGUUCAUGGUUGUCGCAUGAGUGGCAAACCGAUCAACAUUGGUGAAACUGCGACUAUAACAACUCUAAACGUUCUCUCCAACUACAUAUUUUCUACUGAUUUAGCUCAGUAUGAUUCUCCAUCUUCUCAAGAAUUUAAGAACAUGGUAUGGGCUGUCAUGGAAAUUUCUGGUGCACCAAAUUUAGCCGAUUAUUUUCCUGUGCUUCGGCCCUUGGAUCCACAUGGCUUGCUACGACGAUCAAAAUUUUACAACAAGAAGCUUUCGGCAAUAUUUGAGCAACAUAUCAGUGAACGGUUGCGUGCUAGAAGUACAAGUUCAUCCGAUGCAUCAACCAAGGAUCUUACCGAUUUGCUAUUGAACAUCAGUAAAGAUCAAAACUCCUCAAUUAGCCUUAAUGACAUAAGACAGUUGCUAUAUGACUUAUUUCUUGCAGGAACCGACACGACAUCAAACACGUUGGAAUGGGCAAUGGCGGAACUAAUGCACAACCCCGAGAAAAUGUUGAAAGCUCAAGCGGAGAUCAAGAAAGUAAUAGGAAAUCAUGACAGAACUUUUGAAGAAUCAGACAUCUCCGGGGUUCCUUACCUACGCGCCGUUAUAAAAGAAACUCUUCGGUUGCACCCUCCUGUUACCUUUUUAGUCCCUCAUAAAGCCAUAACUGAUGUUGAGAUCAAAGGUCACAUGGUCCCAAAAGACGCGCAGAUCAUGUGUAACUUGUGGGCCAUGGGUCAAGACCCGAAUGUGUGGUCAGACCCACAAAGGUUCGAGCCAGAGAGGUUUCUUGAUGUCGAGAUAGACUUCAAAGGUCGUGAUUUUGAGUUCAUCCCGUUUGGUGCAGGAAGAAGGAUGUGUCCAGGAUUGCCUCUUGCGGAUAUUAUGUUGCAUUUGAUGUUGGGAACUUUGAUUCAUAAGUUUGAUUGGAAGAUUGAAGGAGGCAUGAGAACACAAGAUAUGGAUAUGACUGAUAAGUUUGGGUUUACAUUAAAGAAAAAUCUGCCUUUGAUGGCCAUUCCAGUCAAACUUUGACUUCUUUGGGUUGAUGAAAUCAGUACAAGAAACAUGAUAUAUAUAAUGCUAAGUCUAUAAUAACGCGUGAAUGGCUUAGCUGAAUUUUAUGUAUAAAUAAAAGCGUUUGCAAUCGGUUAGUUGGA
Molecule: messenger RNA, 1661 nt
Organism: Helianthus annuus (common sunflower)
Lineage: Eukaryota; Viridiplantae; Streptophyta; Magnoliopsida; Asterales; Asteraceae
Product: cytochrome P450 76T24
Exons: 2
Coding region: 31-1536 (501 amino acids)
Molecular function (GO): monooxygenase activity; heme binding; oxidoreductase activity, acting on paired donors, with incorporation or reduction of molecular oxygen
Source: RefSeq, a predicted model, not a curated record